Messenger RNA from Sugiyamaella lignohabitans, 1293 nucleotides. It is a transcript of the gene COG8, whose product is annotated as Cog8p. Gene Ontology annotation, cellular component: COG complex. Lineage: Eukaryota; Fungi; Ascomycota; Dipodascomycetes; Dipodascales; Trichomonascaceae. The transcript has a single exon. Gene Ontology annotation, biological process: cytoplasm to vacuole targeting by the Cvt pathway; intra-Golgi vesicle-mediated transport. The record is from RefSeq and is a predicted model, not a curated record. Bases 1 to 1293 code for a protein of 430 amino acids.
AUGCUUACAUCUAAUAUGAGCGAUUCUGACCCAUUGCUAGAUAUCCUAUCCAAAAGCAUUCAAGGGAGUGAUGACAUACUCUCUCGACAAGACCUCCAUGACUACAUCAAGCAUAUUCGGGGUCUUAAUCAGACCUCUAUAGGAGCCGAGCGGGAACACCUGGUCAUCUCGUCAGAGUCGAUAAAAACAACUUUAAUUUCCCUUACGAAAACAUCUCAAUCUCAAUUUAUCUCGGGAUCUAGAGCAGUACGAGAUUUGACUCUUGCAUUUGAUGAGUUUCAAGAAAAGCUUGAGCAGGCGGAGGAAAAACUGCCAGUUCAACAUGACCUCUCACAUCUAGUUGGGGGAGGUGACGACACUUCAUCCAAUACGAAUAUCAAUUCACCUGGUAAUUCCAAUUCAUCUGUAGGUGCCAAUUCUUCGGAUGAUGUACUGCUUUUAAGGAAUUUGGAAAAAAUCCAGGAUAUUCUCGAGUUACCUUCGCUCACUCUCACAUGCGUGCGAAAUGGGUUCUAUUCCGAGGCUCUAGAUCUUGCCAGUCAUGCUCGAAGAUUGGGUAUCAGAUUCAACAACAUAAAAAUCAUUCAAAAAGUACAGGAAGAAACAGAACAGAUUAUGAAAGUCAUGCUCUUGCAACUUCUUAAACUGUUACGAGAGACAGCGAAAUUGCCGACUCUUGUCAAAAUCAUAUCGUAUUUACGACGAAUGCAGCCAAUACAGUCUUUACCGACCGCAGAGGCUAACAGACAAUUGCAUCAUUUAUAUAUUUCAUCGCGACUUCACUUUAUUAGAAACCAGUGGGAAACUCUGUCACCUCUAAAGCAGUCUCCAGACAAGUACCUGAAACGGUAUAUUGAGGUGUACCGAGAGCAUGUAUUUGCGACAGUAGGGGGAUUUCGAACCAUUUUCCCUCAAAACGACCUUUCACAAUCUGGAGAUUCUACUUCGCACCAGUCGACUGUGACUGGUGGUCCAGCCAGUUCCAGCAUCGCAUCAAAAUCAACAUCUACAACCUCGCGACUUUUAGGAGAAUUCCUUCGCACUACAGUAGCAGAACUUGAGGCUGCUAUUAAAAGCGUUGGACCAUUAGUUACCGAUAAAGCUACUCGUGCUAGUCUUUGGCUGCAACUGGCAUAUUGUUCUCAGUCACUUGGACGUGUAGGUGGUGAAUUCUGGCCACUUGUGCAAGGGAAACCAAAUCCACCAAUACCCAAUGUCGAAUGGAUCGAAGCUAUUAAGAAACAACGGUCCAUUUCUCGAGAUAUUGCUUCUCGCAUCGGUCGUGUUGCUUAG